AUGGAUACAGCACUUCCACUACAACAAGACGGCGAGAACAGUCACAGUCAAGACGAUAUCAAACCCACUGUCCCUGCUCCUGAGGAUUCAAACAUGAGCAACAUCCAGAGACACCCGCAUGCUAAUAGAACGACACCCGAGCCUCAAGAUGAUCGACAUGCCAACAAUUCUGAUCUGCCAGAUACCCCUGGUGUUUUAGAACCAUUUGACUGGGAUGAGUUUGAAGCGCGUUAUGAGGCUGCUUUGCAAGAGGCAGAUGAGCGAGAGCGGGAGAUUCUGAAGGAGGCGGAUGCUCUCUCAAAGGAUGAUCUCGUUGCUUUCCACGAAUCCCAUUUCUCGCACACAGCCGUCGCCGCCUUCGGAUCUGAAUUCGUAGACUCGCCCUCCCAGGAUCAAACUCAAGAUGACGCCGUCAACGAUACUCGGGAGGAGGAGGAGGACGAUAGCCUGGGCUAUUAUCCGGAUGGUGUGAAAAGGACUUUGACAGAUGCGCAAAUCGAGAUAUUUCGACAUUCAGAACUCGAAACUCAACGCAAAGAGAAAGAAAGAGCGAAACAGCUGGGUUUGAAAGAAACAGCGCCGUCGAGCGACGUCAUGGAUUUGAGUAAUGAUACCCCCACUUCAAAGCAAACCAAAAACAUGUCUUCCUUAUUACCCGCUUCCUUCCAGAGCAAUAAGAAACGAAAGAAGAAGAAGAACGGUCUUCAGCGCCCUCGCCCCGAACCGAAACCAGACUUGCGCAAACGAACCUGGGACGUUGUGGACAAAGGCUUGGACUCGCUGGAAUACGACUAA
Messenger RNA from Fusarium musae, 795 nucleotides. RefSeq lists its product as uncharacterized. The record is from RefSeq and is a predicted model, not a curated record. NCBI's taxonomy places the organism in Eukaryota, Fungi, Ascomycota, Sordariomycetes, Hypocreales, Nectriaceae. The transcript has 2 exons. The coding region runs from base 1 to 795 and encodes 264 amino acids.